Molecule: messenger RNA, 762 nt
Organism: Nicotiana tabacum (common tobacco)
Lineage: Eukaryota; Viridiplantae; Streptophyta; Magnoliopsida; Solanales; Solanaceae
Source: RefSeq, a predicted model, not a curated record
AUGGGAUUAUAUAGGAUCAUUAGCAUUGGCGGGAUACAGCUCGACUAUACUUUGAUCACGGCGUUGAUUGAGCGGUGGCGACCUGAGACGCACACUUUCCAUCUGCCCAUCGGCGAAGCCACCAUCACACUCCAGGAUGUCGAGAUUUUAUAUGGCCUGUCCACCGAUGGCUUGCCAGGUUUACUGCCUGGGAACAUGAGAUAUUUUAACCGGGCUGCAUAUAUGGAUAUGCUGCACAGGCUCACGGGCUUCAGGUCCGAGGACCCAGAUGUAGCAAUUGGGAGUAGUCGUAUGCAAUUGGUCUCCAUUAGAGACCACUUGGUGCAAAUCCACGAUACUAUCACCGACGACUCAGCGGAGGUGGAUGUGGAGCAAUAUACGAGGCUGUUGUUGCUCCUUCUAUUUGGGGGGGUCUUGUUCCCGAACACUUCGGGGAACCUAGUGAGCCUUCGUUUUCUGCAUCAUAUUGCGGACUUUGAUGAUACAGUCAGCUACAGCUGGGGUGGUGCUGUCCUAUCUUUUUUGUACAGGCAGAUGUGUCGGGCAUCCAUGGGCACACAGAGAGACGUUUCUGGCUUUCUGCCACUUCUACAGAGACCACUUGGUGCAAAUCCACGAUACUAUCACCGACGACUCAGCGGAGGUGGAUGUGGAGCAAUAUACGAGGCUGUUGUUGCUCCUUCUAUUUGGGGGGGUCUUGUUCCCGAACACUUCGGGGAACCUAGCGAGCCUUCGUUUUCUGCAUCAUAUUGCGGACUUUGA